Messenger RNA from Mytilus californianus (California mussel), 2185 nucleotides. RefSeq names its product vacuolar protein sorting-associated protein 33B-like. Gene Ontology annotation, cellular component: lysosome; CORVET complex. Gene Ontology annotation, biological process: intracellular protein transport; vesicle-mediated transport. The record is from RefSeq and is a predicted model, not a curated record. The transcript is spliced from 19 exons. Bases 8 to 1834 code for a protein of 608 amino acids. NCBI's taxonomy places the organism in Eukaryota, Metazoa, Mollusca, Bivalvia, Mytilida, Mytilidae.
CAAGAAAAUGGCUGGAUCAACAACAAAUUUUCCAAAUGUUCAAAGAAUUCGAGAUAUGGUUCGAAAUGACCUUGCAUCUCUGCUCGAUUCUUUCAAAGGAAAGAAAGAUUUGGUACUGGAUACAGAGCUCAUGAAACCAUUAGACAGAGUGGCUGGAGCUACAAUGCUCAAGCAAAGACAUGUAGAUAAAAUUUUCAAGUUAGAUCCAACACAGAAGUCCAUACAUGGUUGUGAACAGAGGGUGUACUUAGUACGACCACAGAUGACUACCAUGAAGGUCAUUGCUGACCAUGUCAAUUCAGAUAGAAGCAGCAAUAUCAAAAGACAGUAUAGAAUUAUAAUGGUGCCACGGAAGUUACAUGUAUGUGAGAUGAUUCUUGAACACGAGGGUGUUAUGGGAUAUAUAACAAUACAUGAGUUACAGAUGGAUCUGAUACCACUAGACAGAGAUAUACUGUCAUUAGAGUUACCUCAGUUCUUUAGGUCAUUUUAUCUGGAUAGUGACCAUACCUGGAUACAAACAAUAGCUAAAUCACUUAUCAACAUCCAGGCUCUAUGUGGAAUUAUUCCUAAUGUUUAUGGCAUUGGCAAGGGAUCAAAAAUGGUGAAUGAUCUGAUGAAAAAUAUACUUGGAGAGAAAUUAUCUGGACCAGACUACACUAAAUGUGAUAUAGGAAAUCUCAUUCUUAUAGACCGAGAUGUAGAUUUUGUAACACCAUUGUGCUCCCAGCUGACUUAUGAGGGUCUCCUAGAUGAUACAUUUGGUAUAUCAUGUGGUUAUAUAGAAUUUGGCAAAGAUGUAACUGGAAAGGAUCAGAGUACUAAACUUCUACUUAGUAGUGAAGAUCAGAUUUUUGAUGAAGCAAGAAACAGACAUUUCUCCAAUGUAUUUGAAUAUCUGAGUUCUAAAGCCAAAUCUUUACAGACUGAAUUUGAUCAAAGACAUGCACUAGAAUCUGUUGGGGACAUGAAAGAUUUUGUGGCAACUAAAUUGAGAGGUUUGAAGGCACAGAAAGCAGCUCUAUCACAUCAUAUUGGUGCCUGUGAGGUUAUCCUUGGAAAGAAAACUAAAGGAGAGUUUGAGGAAUAUUUACAAACAGAGCAUAGUUUGUUGGAAGGUACAGCACUGAGAGAAAACAUGACAUUUAUUGAGGAACUUAUAAACAAACAGUCAAACAUGAUACAGACCCUUAAAUUGUUAUGUUUGCUGUCCCUCACCCAGGAUGGAAUACCAGCUCGUGACUAUAAAUCAUUGAAGAAACAAUAUUGUCAGAGUCACGGAUUUGAACAAAUGUUAUCAUUUUACAACUUAAGUAAGCUUGGAAUGUUGAUAGAUCAAGAACUGACAACUAUUCAACCAGCAUCAUCUCUUGGUAAAGUGACAUCCAGUAUGGCAGCCAUGACUAAACACAGCUCAUUUAAAAGUCUGUGUAGAAGACUAGCCCUUAUACCUAAAACUGAAGACAUUAACUUGAAGAGUCCAACUGACAUGUCAUAUGUGUUUAGUGGAGCAUAUUCACCUUUGUCAUGUAAACUUGUUGAACAGGCACUAAUGAAAGAAACAUUUAUUGGUAUGGAAGAAAUAACUAAACAUUUACCAGGUGGUGUCUUUGCUGAAGUCAGUGCAAAACAGUCUAAAGGAAAGAUGCCAUCCUCCUUACCUCCAUCCUCUAAAGUAGUCCUUGUCUACUUUUUGGGAGGCUGUACAUACUCUGAAAUAUCAGCAUUGAGAUUUCUUGGAAGAUUAAAAGGAUACAGAUUUCUGGUAGCUACAACUUCCAUAAUAACUGGAACCUCAUUAUUAGAACAAGUAGUCGAGAAACCUCCUAUCUGAUUUAUAUGCUGAAGAUUCCUGUGAUAUACACAUUGUGCAAUAAGACAUUCCUGCAUAAUUGAUAUGCAAUUUAUUUACAGAAUAGUGUUUGUAUAUGCCUGUUGAAAAUUGAAGGUUUUAGAAAACUGAUACAAUACAAAGUGCCAAAUAUGUGCUAGGCACAGAAAAAAAUAUUUCAUACUGAUGCAAACAAAGUAAUUCAUUGAAACAAUAAGAGAGGAAAACUACUUAUACUUUUUAAUGUCUUUAGUCAAGCUUCACUCAACUUAUUGAUUGUUGAUGCUUUAUAGUUGCAUAUAUAUAUAUAUAUGAGAUAUUUAAAACAAAUAAAUAAAUAUGAAUUAAGUUUAA